Molecule: messenger RNA, 549 nt
Organism: Beauveria bassiana ARSEF 2860
Lineage: Eukaryota; Fungi; Ascomycota; Sordariomycetes; Hypocreales; Cordycipitaceae
Product: cytidine deaminase
Exons: 3
Coding region: 1-549 (182 amino acids)
Cellular component (GO): cytosol
Molecular function (GO): zinc ion binding; cytidine deaminase activity
Source: RefSeq, a predicted model, not a curated record
AUGGCCCCUCUCCCCUCCUCACCACCUUUACACGCCAGCUCCGACGCCGCCGUCGUGGCCGCGACCUGCGCCGCCCACGGCCUCUCGCUCUCCGAGUUUGCCGCGCUGCGCUCCGCGGCCGUCGCCGCCAAAACCGUCGCCUACUGCCCAUACAGCCGCUUCCGCGUCGGCGCCGCCUUACUUCCGGCAGACACGGACAACAGCAACAGCAGCAGCGCCGGCGGUGAUGGAGCGCCGGCGGUGAUUAAAGGCUGCAACGUGGAAAAUGCGAGCUACCCAGUCGGCAUGUGCGCGGAGCGCGUGGGGUUUGGCGCGGCGGCGGCGCAGGGCGUGACGAGGUUCAAGGCGUUGGCGGUGGCGACGGACAUUUCGCCGCCGGCGAGCCCGUGCGGCAUGUGCAGACAGGCGAUUCGCGAGUUUUGCAUGAGCGACAUGCCCAUCAUCAUGUUUGACAAGAAUGAAGACUAUGUCGUGCUAACUGUUGAAGAGAUUCUGCCCAUGUCUUUUGGUCCGGACCAGCUACCCCCCGCCGGCGCCCCCGGCACAUGA